Cylindrotheca closterium is the source of this 1191-nucleotide messenger RNA. Lineage: Eukaryota; Bacillariophyta; Bacillariophyceae; Bacillariales; Bacillariaceae. The record is from the annotation of a GenBank genome assembly.
AUGCCGAACUUGUCCAAACCAUUCAACAAUGGCAGCAGCGCAUCUGUUUCCUGCGCAUCUUCAACCAUGAUCACCUCUCAAGACAAGCAUUACUCAUCUGAGACAGCAGACGAUUCUUUGUUGCAUCUUCUCUCUGUGCCCUUGAUAGUUGGCCCUGAUAAUAUGUCGUCCUGCGCCACGUCACAAGCACCUCCGCUAUUUUCCCCUUGUGACGAUGGCGACAACCUCUUUUACUUCACCAACACCACGGUCCCAGAGAUCUCUGUUGAAAUUCCGUCCAACACCUCAAUCAUCGAGGCAUCGUCAUUACACCAUGCAGUAGGAUCAUCCGAACAACAGCUCCUCCCUCAUGAUGAUUUCGAGCCAACACCCAUCCACCCAAGACUGUCAAAUGUGCAAAAUAGUACACAAUCCAUCCUUCCAUUUCCACCACUGAAUGGCGCAAUCGAUUUUGCAUUUGACCGAUUCAUUGCACAAGAACUCAAUGAAGCCGCCCGUCCCAAGCAGCAGGGCGCACCCGAACAAAUCAUUUCCGGCUCCAAGCGCUACUUAUUGACCCCAACCGAGGAAUUACUACCCAUUACCAUACGUCCGGCCAAGCGGUCACGCAUUCGUCAGGUAUCCAACAACGACACCAGUGAUGAUGAGACAGCAAGGGUUCCUCGCUUUCGAAACCACCAAGAAAAACAGUGGAAAGACCUCUUUGAUCAGCUCUUGGAGUUCAAAAAGGAGAAGGGACACUGCCUCGUUCCCCAUACCUUUGACGAAAACCCACCGCUCGCACGAUGGGUCAAGCGCCAACGAUACCAGUACAAGUUGAAGCAAGAGAAGAUGGUUUCCACACUCACAGACGAUCGAAUUUCCCAGUUGGAAAGCGUCGGCUUUGUGUGGGAUUCUCACGCCGUGGCGUGGGAGGAGCAUCGGCUGGAUCUGGUGCAAUUCAAAGCCGCUUUUGGUCAUUGCAAUGUUCCUUCUGCUUACGAGAAGAAUCCAUCUUUGUCCACAUGGGUGAAGCGCCAAAGACGACAGAAAAAACUGUUUUGGAGUGGCUCAAAGAGCACCAUGACGAUGGAACGAUUCAGUGCCCUAAACAAGCUCGGAUUCAGCUGGGAGAUCAAGACUAAGAAGAACAAGAUCCAAGGAGCCAGACAACAACACAUACACUCUAUCGUAGUACUACGUACAAGCUGA